Fusarium coffeatum is the source of this 1872-nucleotide messenger RNA. RefSeq lists its product as uncharacterized. Gene Ontology annotation, biological process: intra-Golgi vesicle-mediated transport. NCBI's taxonomy places the organism in Eukaryota, Fungi, Ascomycota, Sordariomycetes, Hypocreales, Nectriaceae. The transcript has 2 exons. Gene Ontology annotation, cellular component: TRAPPII protein complex; trans-Golgi network. The record is from RefSeq and is a predicted model, not a curated record. The coding region runs from base 1 to 1872 and encodes 623 amino acids.
AUGUCGGACUCUGGAACGACUCCAGACAGGGAGUCCCUCCCUUCAGAGUCCAAUGAGCAUGAGCCCGAAUCUCUCACUCAGCUCAAGAGGAGUCUCUUUAUUAAGGACCCUACAACCGAAUUCGCAGAGCAGUCUCACUUAUCUUAUCUUAUACCAGAAGAUACAAAUCUGGACUUGGAAUCAGCUUUUAAGAAUGUUGAGCCUGGAAAGUCUAUACUUGAGUCAAUCAAGCGCCGAGACGCAUUGUUCUUUGAUGAGACAGUAACUGUCCUUUUACUCCUAAAAAGUCCCUGGAAAGAUGAAUCAACCCUUCGCACUCAUAUCAGCCGGCUGGUAAUAUCUGUUGAGGCCCAGAUCGUCAACCAGAAAGCCCAUGGCAAGGAGAAUUCCAGUACAGAGACCAUCUUCUCGGGCACAGUCCCAGAUAUUGAUGAUCCAUUCAUAAUCGUCGACGGAGAAGGAGAAGAAAAGGAUGAUAGCGACGAAGAAAGCGGAGAUGAUAACGAUGACCAGAAUGUCUUUGCUGUUUGGAAGUUGCCUGUCUUUCUUAGUCGACCGCGAACACGGAUUUCUACGCCGGGUAUCAUUUUUACUGCAUCUGCAAGCUUGAAGCCUGAAAUAUCAACGGAUAUCAUAGGGAAAGGAAGCGGUUAUCUUCAGAGUGGAGUGCCUUCGGGGUUUAACCUUCUUGAGUCUUUUGGUAGCGAUGCUGCACUCGGUGGAGUCAAGCCUCGAUUGUCAGCGCUUCGAGUAUCAAGAGUCACUCCUGUGACGCGUUCACAGGACGUAACAAAGCACAUAAGAGCUCUGCAUCAAGUUGAGCACAGUAUCUUUCCUGUCAUCCACACAAGAAUUCGCUUCUCACGGCCGACUACGGCCCCAACGAGUUCGGCUGUUAUUGCGCUACUCGAAGUCGACUUCACCUCUCAUUUUGAGUGUGGGAUCUCACUAGACAAGAUCGAUCUAUCUAUUCUUGACGCCACUGUCGAGAAUCUUAACGACGAUGCAGGCAUGCAACUUCCCCUUACCUGUGUGUCUCACGACCAUAUAACAUUUCUCUACCGCAUCGCUCCUCGCCAGCAUGACGUUACUGUCAAAAACCCCAUGCGAGAACUCGAUAUAACAAUAUCCGCCACUGCCCAAGUUAUACCUGGCCGCUGCACGCCUAGCAUGGCCAUGUCAUGGACAACUCAACUUGACUUUACCCUCCCAGUUAAUCCCGGCUAUGGCUCAGCAACUGCAGGAACUGGUAUCGUCCGCUCCCAUCGUCCUUCUCAGCUCUCUAUUACUGGACAAGCGGCUUACCCUCUAAUAUCGCCAUCCAUCAUGCGCCCAGAUGCUCUUCCUGCCCUUGAGGCUGCAACAUCCAACACCGAGGCCACUGUCACAGAACUUGGCAUCACCAUGACAUUCACUGGCCCCUCUGAGCCUGUCCAUCCAGGGCAAAUCUUUUCCUGGACUGUCUAUAUCGUCAAUCGUGCUACAGACAAAAACCCUGUGCCUCCACGCAAACUGGCUCUUGUAGCAAUCCCGAAGAGACGACGAGGCGAAGUCCGCAUGACACGACCGCCCUCGGCGAGUGGUCGAAAACAUGGAGAAAAAGAUGUCGCCGAUGCAGUCACGGAUGAAAAUGUCCUUCAUGCAUUGCAGAAGAACUCCUCUGUCGAGUCUACAGAUGUUGUGUGCCUGAGCGCUGAUACCCGUGUUGGGCCUCUUCCACCAGGAGCUUGCCAUGUAGUUGAACUUCAGUUCUUGGCGCUACAACAAGGCGUUGUAGGCUUGGAGGCGAUGCGUGUCGUAGACCUGGGAUCACAAGAACAUGUCGACAUUAGAGAUUUACCUACUAUGUUGGUAGAAGGGGCAGCGGCUUGA